Molecule: messenger RNA, 294 nt
Organism: Psilocybe cubensis
Lineage: Eukaryota; Fungi; Basidiomycota; Agaricomycetes; Agaricales; Agrocybaceae
Exons: 2
Coding region: 1-294 (97 amino acids)
Source: RefSeq, a predicted model, not a curated record
AUGGGGAAAAGUGCCAAAGUUCACAAGCGAAUUCCGAAGAAGGCGAAAUCAAGUGCAACAACCGCAGUCACGUCAACGCCAUCUGCAUCCUCACGCACCCAAAUUCAGGCGUCCAAGAAGCACUCCGCUCUCAAAGAAAAGGCUGGAAAGGGGAAAGGGUCAUCAAGCUCAAAAGAAGGCGGUGUUCUUGGAGGAGCGGACUACCUGGCGCUAUUGACAGGGUCUCGCAAGAAGAUCGCAGAAGAAGCUAAAAAACUUCCCAAAGACGACGCCAAAAUGGCCAUCGAUUCAUGA